ACCGUUUUCCUGUCAAUUUUCAGUUCACACAUACACUCUCUCAGGAUAUUUCCUCACUACGCCAGCUUAAUUACACACACAUACACACUGUAUGAUCAAUAAUUAUAUGCUAUCAUGGUAGGAUACUGUCCGAUCUGUGGAAAGCCUGUCUACUUUGGUGAGAAGAAGAGGUCCCUGGGGAGAGACUACCACCCUCUAUGUCUGAAGUGUCAAAAGUGCAACAGACAGCUCACAGCCGGACAACAUGCGGAGUAUGACGAGAAGCCGUACUGUUCACACUGCUACCUGAGAAUGUUUGGUCCGAGAGGUAACAGGUGACUGGUGUCGCCGUGGCACAGUGUAUCCCCCCCAGGAACCAGAUGAAUGACAGACAUCGAUAUGUUCACACUAGUUGACUAUCCAUUAUGCAUCAACCAAAUUUAGUAUUUGUUCAUGUGUUAUAACCACUUCAUGCCAUGCGUAUGUGAUGUGUAUAUGUGUUUACUUUUAUUAAAUCAUCUAAUAAGCUUCA
Molecule: messenger RNA, 511 nt
Organism: Platichthys flesus (European flounder)
Lineage: Eukaryota; Metazoa; Chordata; Actinopteri; Pleuronectiformes; Pleuronectidae
Exons: 4
Coding region: 115-318 (67 amino acids)
Biological process (GO): regulation of gene expression; intrinsic apoptotic signaling pathway in response to DNA damage
Molecular function (GO): zinc ion binding
Source: RefSeq, a predicted model, not a curated record